Molecule: messenger RNA, 2589 nt
Organism: Kluyveromyces lactis
Lineage: Eukaryota; Fungi; Ascomycota; Saccharomycetes; Saccharomycetales; Saccharomycetaceae
Gene: RRN6
Product: Rrn6p
Exons: 1
Coding region: 1-2589 (862 amino acids)
Biological process (GO): nucleolar large rRNA transcription by RNA polymerase I; transcription initiation at RNA polymerase I promoter
Cellular component (GO): RNA polymerase I core factor complex
Molecular function (GO): RNA polymerase I general transcription initiation factor binding; RNA polymerase I transcription regulatory region sequence-specific DNA binding
Source: RefSeq, a predicted model, not a curated record
AUGUCUUUGCAGCCCAGGCAUAAUGAGAGGGGCCAUCAACUGGGAAUAGGUGUGGUAGCAUCUAGUACAUAUGUGCCAUUCAAUGAAUCAAAUAAUAUAGAGAAUGACAAUGAGCAUUGGGCUCUCUCUUCACUCAAGAAAAGAGAUAGAAUGUACUUUAGGGAUAUGCGUGUAUUACAGGAGGGAAAUUCCAGGGAAUCACAUACGAGUGAUUUGGGUAUUUAUAAUACCGACAUGGAAGAAGUUCCGUAUCCUGUGGAAAGACAAGGCUUUUGCAACCAAGUACUGCGCAAACUGGACAAAGGAGAUAUAUUGAAGGAUGUCGAACUGCGACCUAAUGAGGAGCUUAUUUCCUUGGACAAUACUGCUAUCACUAGUAAAUUUUAUGUUCCUAGCAGUUUAGUUUCUAAGAUAGCAAAAGGUGAGAUGUCGAUGACAAGCGAUGACGGACAUCGCAAGCAAAAUAGGGCCAUAAGAGUGUCUUCGUCACAUACUAGAAAGGAUUUCAAGGUUAUAGACCCUACCAGGAAGCGCCAAAUUGCAGUCGCAGAACUUCUUCCUACAGUUGAUGCAAGGCUAGAUAAAGAACCUACGAUGCUAUUGAUAACCAUAAAAGGUCCCACGGAAUCAGACCUCUCUAUCCAGACACUAGCAUUAGAUAAAAGAACAGGCCUAUACGAAGCUAAUUCUGAGCCAAGAGUAAUAAGUUUACAAUCAAGGAUAAAGCAUAUUGAGAUACCCACCUUAUCUAAAUCUCUAGCAAGGUAUCCGAAUUUGUUUGCAGUUAUCACUAAUAGCAAAAUCCACGUGAUAAGACUGGAUAGAAUUCACAAUAACGCUAUCGACUUGACUGAAUUUACACCUUUGGAAUUUCACGAGUUGGAACAGUUCCCCAUAGUUCAUGUGGCGUUUAACCCAUGGAAUCUCAUGGAGAUCGCGUUGAUCGACUCUAAAGGUAAUUGGUGCAUCGCGAAGCUUGAAUCACACAAACGAAAGCCUUGUAUUAUAAAACUACGUAGGGAUGCAUCUGGAUCUAUCUUUGAUCCCACAGAGACCUCGCCAUGGAACCAUAUUGAGUGGGCAGAUGACCAUACAUCCUUACUUGUUCUGAACAGAUCGAAACUUACAAUGAUUAAUUUCGAGCAGAAUUGGCAACAUGAUAUCAUACAAGCAAAGACGUGGUCAGAAUUAAGAGAUUAUAAACGGAUCUCUGAACGACUCAGUCUCUUGCUGACUUCAAAAGAAAUUAUUCUUAUAAAAAUCCAAGAUCAGCAGAUAAACAGAUUGCUUUCUUGGAAACAUGAUUGGGAUUCUCGGGACCCUUCAAUUCGCAUUUCAUACAAGAUAUCUGAAGACGAUCAAUUUGGACAAUUGAUACACGUACUACUCUUCUCAAAACUCACUUUGAAAGUAUAUGGUAUAAUGUUCGGAUACAAAGCAAACUCCUGGGCUGUUGUUGUUUCUAAACCAUUUUUACUAUCGUUAGGUGACAUUAAAAGUAAGGACGGAUUGAACAGCAUUGAGUUUCCAGAUACCAGUAAUUACACUAAUGAUUUAGAUGAUGGUGGCGAUCGCGGGGUUUCCACAGAUCUUGUUUGCAUCACUGGGUUCAUUGGAUCGGAUACCGUGAUACAAGGAUUUUUAUCCACAACAGACUCAGGAAACCAUAUCCGGCUAAACCUAGAGUAUCCAUCAUGGGAUUAUAGAGGUGACUUUUUGGAUAAAAUAUCCAAAAUUUUUACAGAGAGUUUACCAGUUGCGCCAAUAAGUCACCAAGCAGAUAAUGAGUACCAAAUGUUCCAAGAGUAUGGGUAUAAUUUGUCAGAAAAGCUGAAUGAGCUACUGGAUUCAUGGAAAAACAGAUCAGAUAAGUAUGACCUUAACAUUGAAUCUCUAGCAUCUCUAAAAACUUUUCCAUCUUACUUCAAGAAUUUUACAGAAUUUGCCUCCUUAAUUGAACAAUUAAUAACCUACUACAAAGAUCAUAAUCUUGCUUUUUCUGACCUACCGUUUACGACAAAACAGUUGAUAGGCGAGGGAUUAACUUCAUGGGAAGGCCUAUUUAAUCGUUUGGUGAUAGCGUGGGACAGUAUAUCUCCAAAUGCAGAAGAGCUUAGUAGAUCAGCUACCCAAGACAUGACUUUAUCCUUAACUGUAUGCCAAGAUCAGGAAGGAAUAAAGAAUUCUUUAGAAACCAUCACCAAUGAAAUUUCUGACAAUACUAAAGCUGUCCUGGAUUUAUGGGACAAUGGAUCUGAUGAAACAUUAAGUAAUAUGCAAUCGACACGGCCGCCUCUAUUUUCUGCAUCAGUAUCCUCCCAACAGUUUCAGGUUCCCACGAUAAAAUCCUCGCAGCAAACGUCCAGGAAGAAAAAGCUUCCUUCAUCAACCUCGAGGGGACUUCACAGUUUAUCAGUAUCACAACCAACUCAGUUCAUGUCCGGCAAUGGGUUGCCCGGGAACAUGGCGCCUGCAUUUUCAUUGGGUGCUAGUACCAGGUCAACUCAACCGAUGCCCACACUUUCACAACCUGAAGGUCAGCAACGAGUAAAGAAGAAGAAAAAGAAGAAAGUCGGAGGUUUCACUUAA